Maylandia zebra (zebra mbuna) is the source of this 840-nucleotide messenger RNA. It is a transcript of the gene uraha, whose product is annotated as urate (5-hydroxyiso-) hydrolase a. Lineage: Eukaryota; Metazoa; Chordata; Actinopteri; Cichliformes; Cichlidae. Gene Ontology annotation, biological process: purine nucleobase metabolic process. The record is from RefSeq and is a predicted model, not a curated record. Gene Ontology annotation, molecular function: hydroxyisourate hydrolase activity.
AGGACAGUGUUCAGAACUUUGUGGGGGUUUUGUAAUAAAGAUCUGAAGCUGUUACAUAUACACCAUAAAAUUACAUUACUCAGUAAAAAGCUGCAAACCCAGAAUUUUUAUUCCUCAGUGCUCAUGAGCGCUUCCAGGCUGCAGCAACUGAAGAGUCAGAUUUUGCCUGAUAAUAAGCUCACAGCAAUGUCAGAAUCACCUAGUCCUCUGACCACACAUGUGCUGAACACUGCAAUGGGUGUCCCCGGGUCAAAUAUGGCCCUCAGCCUUUAUCAACAAGACCCCUCCACAAACACCUGGAAUUUAAUCACCACCGGGACCACUAAUGAUGAUGGACGUUGCCCUGGACUUAUCGCAAAACAAUCAUUUAAAUCUGGUGUGUACAAAAUGCAUUUUGAGACGGCUCAGUAUUGGGCGAGUAUGGGAGAGACCUGCUUUUACCCGUAUGUUGAGAUUGUCUUCACCAUAAAUGACCCUGGGCAAAAGUACCAUAUCCCUCUGCUUCUGAGUCGUUUCUCUUACAGUACAUACAGAGGGAGCUAGAUAUCAAGCAAGAGGAACCUCCUGAGAUUACUCCACCUGUCAGCUGUUUGACACAUCACAUGAUGGCACUGAAUGAACUGUCACACAUAUUGGACAUAUUGACAAGGCACAAUACUCCAUUUCAAUUAUUCUUUUUGUUGUAAUAGUGCCACAAUACCAUAUUUUCUUUCUUUAAAAAAACAAAUAAAAAAACUUAUUAAUAUAUGCUGUACUUUAGUCUACCAUAUCAAUUAUUGUAAGCUGUUAUUUUAAGAUGUGUAAGGUCUAAACGAUCAAAUAAUACAUCUGUCUAAAUCA